Ostrinia furnacalis (Asian corn borer) is the source of this 390-nucleotide messenger RNA. RefSeq names its product early nodulin-75-like. The transcript has a single exon. The record is from RefSeq and is a predicted model, not a curated record. Lineage: Eukaryota; Metazoa; Arthropoda; Insecta; Lepidoptera; Crambidae. The annotation marks the transcript as partial.
AACGAGUGGAUGGAGGUAGUGAGAAAAGUCCGGGAGGUGUUCUUUUUGUCUGCACUGAGCCAGACGAGGCCCCCUGAGAAGCCUCCCCGCGAAGAGAGGCCAUCCGAAGUGAGGCCCCACGUAGAAGGGCAACCCGAGGAAAGGCCCCCUGGAGAGAGUCCCCCCAAAAAUGGGCCACCCGGAGAGAGGCCCCCCGAAGAGAGGCCAUCCGAAGUGUGGCCCCACGUAGAAGGGCAACCCGAGGAAAGGCCCCCUGGAGAGAGUCCCCCCGAAAAUGGGCCACCCGGAGAGAGGCCCCCUGAAGAGAGGCCACCGGGAGAAAGGCCUCUGGUCAUCCCAAAAGAGGAGCCUGAGCAUAGCGUAGAGAAAUGCGAUUCGGAUUAUGAGUAA